CUCAUUUCUGUUCUCUAAUUUAUUUUUUAUUUGACAGCACGUUUGUUAGAUGAUCUAUUUAAUUCACAGUAGUUCAAAGUUGAUCUUAAUAUUUAUUCUUCGAUGCUGUAUGUAAGGAGAAUGUAUUUCUCUUAAUAAUAUGUCUUUUUUGAGAUUUUAAGAUCAAUUUUCUUUCUUUGAAAAUAAUUAUUGUUCUAUUGCUAUAUUUUAUAGUUCUCGAUUUUUUAGUGUUGUGUGUAUAUUAAGCUUCUCGAACACCUUGUAUAUCAACAGAAGUAAACUACUUUUUAUUGUCAGAUGAUACAUAUAUAUGUAUCGUAUACAUGAUACUGUCAGGUGAUACUUCAAACCACUAAACUACUAUACGCGUGUAGUAUACUAUAUAGAGGGCUACACAAUAGCCACUACGUUCGUUUCAUUCAUCUUCAUGUUCGUGCAUGUGCGUUUGCCUACAGUACGCGCUAUUUUCACCGCGUAAAAACUCCGUUGGUUUAGUGGGUUUAGAGUUUAGAUUAUCGGAACUUUCAUAUAAUAAAUUGGCAGUUGCAGAAUUAAAUACAUAUGUAUUAGAAAUAAUGGAAUCUCUGCAAGAAAUUUCUAAAUAUCUAAGCCCCAACAACCGAUUUGACCUGAGACUUUGCGCACUGAACCAAGUUCUCCAUGUAACGGCGACUACCGAUGGCCGAGAACUCCUGUUGAAGUUACCAGAAACAUUGAAGCAACUUGUUAUUCUUGUGCAAGAUUCUUGCGCUCCUAUUAGCAAAUGUGCUGCACAGACAUUGGUAAAUAUUACCGGAGAUGAAUCAGGAACCAAUGCAAUGCUGAUUAUUUCAGAGUCGAGUAACUCAACAGAAAAAAACAAGUCUGCCGUUUUGACUGCCCAAGAACCCAAUCAGAAUUUAAUAAAAGUUUGUCUGAGUUCAAUAAUGGAUAAAUCCAGCACUCUGGCAGAUCUCUGUUGCAUGAUACUUUCUAAUAUGACUAGACCAUUUCAUCUAGUAGACAGAGUGAUAACACUUAUCGAACAAACAGGUUACUCCUGGGAUGAAAUAGUGGCUGCAUUUACUGCAAAGCAGUACAAUACUACAGGCGACAAAUUGCACUACCUUGGGCCUGUCUUUAGCAAUCUCAGUCAGUCGCCACAUGUUAGAAGGUAUUUGAUGGAUCGAGAUCGUUGCGUCAUUCAACGGCUCCUUCCGUUUACAGAAUAUUCUGCUAGCCUAAUUAGACGAGGUGGUGUCAUUGGGACUUUGAAAAAUUGCACUUUUGACAUAGAAAAUCACGAAUGGUUGCUGAGCCCGGAAGUAGAUUUAUUAUCACAUCUAUUGUUGCCACUUGCUGGCCCAGAAGAGUUUGACGACGAUGAUAACGAUAAAUUGCCAAUUAAUUUACAAUAUCUUCCUGAAACAAAAACUCGAGAAUCUGAUCCAGAUAUUAGACUUAUGCUUUUAGAAGCGUUAAAUCAACUUUGUGCAACAAAAGUAGCGAGAGAAAUAUUGAGAGAAAAAAAUACAUAUGUCAUACUUAGAGAGUUUCACAAAUGGGAAAAGAACAAGAGCUGUUUACUAGCAUGUGAAAAUAUCGUGGAUAUCUUGAUAAAAACUGAAGAAGAAAUCGGUUUAGAUAACUUGAAAGAGGUAGAGGUGCCGUCUGAGUACACGAAGACAUUUCAUAAAAUGGAUGAAGACUUUAUUAACAAUACAUAGAUAGUGCAAAAAUUUGUAUUAUAAAUAUGUAUAAUAUUUAUAAUAUUAUUCUAUAAGUAUUGCACAUACACAGUGUACAUAAUACUUAUCUAAUGAAGAAACAAACAUAAAAAAAGGUAAUUUAUAAUA
This is a messenger RNA of Monomorium pharaonis (pharaoh ant), 1835 nucleotides long. RefSeq names its product protein HGH1 homolog. Lineage: Eukaryota; Metazoa; Arthropoda; Insecta; Hymenoptera; Formicidae. The transcript is spliced from 7 exons. The record is from RefSeq and is a predicted model, not a curated record. Bases 438 to 1706 code for a protein of 422 amino acids.